AUGCGUCUUCAAGCAUGCGUUUUGUUGCUAGCCCACUUGUCAAGGACACUAGCCAAUGUGACUUCAGAUUACUACAUCAGCUCGCUGCCAGGUCUGAACUGGCCUUCUGAAAAUAAUCUCAAGAUGCAUGCUGGUCAUAUUGAGCUGAGUGCAGAGUUCCAUGGCAACAUGUUCUUUUGGCAUGUUGCCAACAAACAUAUUGCUGACCGUCGGCGGACUGUCAUAUGGCUGAAUGGUGGGCCUGGGUGUAGCAGUAUGGAUGGCCUUUUCCUUGAGGUCGGGCCUUUCCAGUUCAGUGAAGAUGGACAGACCCUUGUAGAGCGCAAAGGCAGCUGGCACGAGUCUGCAAACUUGCUCUUUGUGGAUAAUCCUCUCGGCACAGGAUUCAGCUAUAUUGACACUGACGCGUACUUGACUGAGCUUGACCAGAUGGCGGGUCAAUUCCUGCUCUUCCUUGAUAAAUUUAUCGAUUUAUUCCCUGAAUACGAGCAAGAUGAUUUGUACAUUGCUGGAGAGAGCUACGCAGGUCAGUUCAUCCCUUACAUUGCUCAGGCUAUGCUCAAGCGAAACGAAAACGCAACUGAAAGGCAGCGCAACAACUUACAAGGCAUCAUGAUUGGCAAUGGUUGGAUCGAUCCAAUGACUGGUUACGACUCGUACUUGCCAUUUGCCCUCGCCACCAAGCUUAUUGAGGAAAAGAGUCCUCAGCAUGAUGCUGUGCAAGAGCAUCUGGAUCAAUGCCAUGAAGCUGCCAAGACACAAGGCUAUGGUGUGAAUUUGUUUCAGUGUGAGAGUAUCCUCAAUAAAGUACUCGAAGUGACCCUCAAGAAAGAUGACGCGGGCGCGAAUGUGUGUAUCAACAGCUACGAUAUACGCAAGACAGAUACUUACCCAUCUUGUGGCAUGAAUUGGCCAAGUGAGUUGACUCACAUGACACCAUAUCUACAGCGGCCUGAUGUUGUUCAUGCCAUUCACGCUGAUAGCCUAAAGAAGGGCUGGAUCGAGUGCAAUGGUGCCGUGUCCAGUACGUUCCGUGCUCGCAAAUCACGACCCAGCGCAGAACUCUUUCCCCAGCUCGUCAAGCAGAUCCAAGUAUUGCUCUACAGCGGGGAGCAAGAUUUGAUAUGCAACCAUAUCGGUACAGAGACUUGGCUUGCAAAACUCGACUGGAAUGGCUAUACGGGCUUUGACGAUGGUGAGCACCAGGAGUGGGACUUUCGAGGCCAAGACACGGGUUACUACAAGUCAAGCAGGAAUUUGACAUAUGUCUUGUUCAAAGACGCUUCGCACAUGGUGCCGUACGACAAAAGUCUCGAAUCACUGGAUAUGCUGAAUCGCUUCUUGGGUGUCCCUGCAGAGUAUCUCGAUAACCCUGGUACAGUUGGUUCCAAGGCCAAGUCAAGGCCAGUGAGCGCACCUGUAGCUGAAUCGCCUACUGUUGAAGGUCCACCGGCAAAGGAAGAAGCUCAAACAGAGGAUGCGGCAAAGGCAAAAGCGGCACGUUUCAAAGCUUACUAUAAAGCAGGCGGUGGAGCACUGGUUGUGAUUAUUCUGCUGGCUGGCGGUCUGGGCUACUAUGUCUGGCGCAGCCGCAAGAACAAGGGCUUCUUGGGCCGCAGAAAGGGUAGCGGCCACGCUGCUGCUCGCAGUGAUGCUGACGAAACAGAGCUGCAGGCUUUGGUAGGAGAAUCUUGCACUUCACGAAUGACGCUAACAGCCAGACAUCUGAGCCCAUCUUUGAUAGCGAGAUGGGAGAUAUUGAUGAGAUGGAGGCCAGUUUUGCCAUUGGUGGGCAUGAUGACAGUGACGAUGAUAUUCAACGGCACCGUUCGCAUCGUGACUAGAGCUGCAGCCAUACGCGAUAGAGUUGUUCCUUGCAAUGUUCCAAUAGUCGCAAUCUUCAACUUCUGUGCCAUCUGA
Protomyces lactucae-debilis is the source of this 1920-nucleotide messenger RNA. RefSeq names its product Alpha/Beta hydrolase protein. Gene Ontology annotation, cellular component: trans-Golgi network. Bases 1 to 1920 code for a protein of 639 amino acids. The record is from RefSeq and is a predicted model, not a curated record. Gene Ontology annotation, molecular function: serine-type carboxypeptidase activity. The transcript is spliced from 4 exons. Gene Ontology annotation, biological process: proteolysis; apoptotic process. Lineage: Eukaryota; Fungi; Ascomycota; Taphrinomycetes; Taphrinales; Protomycetaceae.